Messenger RNA from Ornithorhynchus anatinus (platypus), 747 nucleotides. It is a transcript of the gene KCNMB1, whose product is annotated as potassium calcium-activated channel subfamily M regulatory beta subunit 1. The record is from RefSeq and is a predicted model, not a curated record. Gene Ontology annotation, biological process: potassium ion transport; detection of calcium ion. Bases 145 to 720 code for a protein of 191 amino acids. The transcript has 4 exons. Lineage: Eukaryota; Metazoa; Chordata; Mammalia; Monotremata; Ornithorhynchidae. Gene Ontology annotation, cellular component: membrane; voltage-gated potassium channel complex. Gene Ontology annotation, molecular function: potassium channel regulator activity; calcium-activated potassium channel activity.
CCAAGGAAUCCAGGAAAGAAAGUUUCUUGCAGUUUGGAGAUGGGAGACUUUUCUUUUCUCCAGGACCCACCCACCGCGAAGCGGCCCACAGGCUAAGGACCACCUGGCCGCACCGGGACUGAAUCCCACCUGGCCAUCAUCAGGAUGGGGAAGAAACUAGUGACAGCCCAGAAGCGAGGGGAGACCCGAGCGCUUUGUCUAGGUGUGGUCAUGGUAUUUGGCUCGGUCAUCGCCUACUAUAUCCUGGGGACCACCCUGUUGCCCCUGUAUCAGAAGAGUGUGUGGUCACAGGUCUCCAAAUGCCAUCUGAUUGAGGCCAACAUUAAAGACCAGGAAGAGCUGGAUGGCAGGAAUGUCCCCCAGUACCCCUGCCUAUGGGUCAAUGUGACUGCCUUGGGAAAAUGGGCCAUGCUGUACCACACAGAGGAGACGAAGGAGAAAAAUCAUCAGUGCUCAUACAUACCAACCCACCUGGAGAACUACCGCAAAGCAAGAUUAGACGUGGAGAAGAUAAAGGCGAAUUUCAAAGAGCAUCAGGCUUUCCUUUGCUACCACGACCCUGAGGAAAAUGAGAGGAGCGUCUUAUACACACGACUCUAUGGGCCCCAGGUCCUGUUCUCUUCUCUCUUCUGGCCAACCUUCAUGUUGAUCGGGGGAGUCCUGAUCAUUAUUAUGGUUAAAAUCAACCAAUCACUUUCUGUACUCGUGGCUCAGCACUAGCAAUAAACAUGCGAUAGCUCAAACCAA